This is a messenger RNA of Synchiropus splendidus (mandarinfish), 1668 nucleotides long. RefSeq names its product BICD family like cargo adaptor 2 (gene bicdl2). The record is from RefSeq and is a predicted model, not a curated record. Bases 232 to 1536 code for a protein of 434 amino acids. The transcript is spliced from 10 exons. Lineage: Eukaryota; Metazoa; Chordata; Actinopteri; Syngnathiformes; Callionymidae. Gene Ontology annotation, biological process: Golgi to secretory granule transport; vesicle transport along microtubule.
CUGUAUGUUUCCACUGUCAAGGAAACCAGCCCAGUCUCCCUUGAGCAAACACACUCACCAAACAGGAAGGCUACCUGUCGACUGGAAGUUAGCGCUGGGCUGCCAGUCAGGAUCCAAACAAGUUUCUGGACGACUACAUUCAUGCCGAAACACGAGAACUCUUGACUUAUUUUGUAAACAACCAUCUGCUUAUCGGAGUUGAAAGCCUUCCAGAUUCAGGCCAGCUCGAGAAUGUUUACCACCAGGAAAAGCAGCCUGCCCUCACCCAGCCUGGAGGACCCCUUCUUCGCUCUCUCCUCAUCCUCCUCGCUCUUCGCCCUCUCCUCUUCGACGCCGUCGCCGGACAGCAUCGACAGCGGAGGAGGGAUAGAGACGGACUUGAUCCUGGCUGCGGAGCUGGGCCAGGCUUUGCUGGAGAAGAACGAGGAGCUAGCUGCUUCUCUAGAGCAAAGAGACAGAGAGGUGGAGGUUUUGCAGCAGGAGAAGCAUGUGCUCAUGAGGAAGCUGGAGAUGAACGAACUGGCAUCCGGACAGAGGGAAGCUGAGCUGAACGGAGACUUGGCGGCCUUGAGGGCAGAGCUGGAGAGACAUCAGAGCAGUGGCCGGGACAGACGGAAGGAUGAGAGCGAGCAGCUGACGCAGUUGGCCAAUCAUAACCAGCGGCUGGUCGAGCAGCUAGCAGAGGCUGUGACUCUGGAGCACACGCUGAGGACUGAGCUCCGGUCCCUUCGAGAAGAGAUGGAAGACUCUUCAUUCAGCAGAAGUAUAAGCUCCACACAGUUGGACAACAUCCAAGCAGAGAACAGGGUAUUGUCGGAGCGACUAGCGCACAUGGACGCACAGCUAAAAGCGACUCAGGAUGACGUUGACAGAGUGCGUGUGGAACGCGAGGGGCUGAGAGAACGAGUGUUAGACCUGCAGGUGAAACUGAGAGAGAAAGAAUCUGAGAUAGAGCAGGAGCAAGGGGUUGUGUUUGAGCUGCGAUCUUUGAAUCGCUCCCUGCAGCAAAAAGCAAUGAACCUGGGAGAGGAAAACAUCCUGGACAGUACAAACACACAUCCAAUGUCGCUGCUUAGUGAGAUUCAGCAAUCCCAGGCUGCAGAGGCUCUUCUGGCUCACUCCAGUGUUCUGCAAACACGAGAUGAAGAAAUACAAUCACUUAAGGAGCAGCUCAAGUCUCAGCAGGAAGAACUAGAAGCGUUACAGGAGGAACUCAAGCCAUUCAGAAACAGUCCAGGAAAGCCAAGUUAUAGUUCUUUGGAAAGUGAUUUGGCAACAGUUCGGCAGGAAAAAGAAUCACUGACCCAACAGCUGCUCAACACCAUCAGACACAAAGUGGCGCUGUCACAAGAGCUUGACGCCUGGCAGGAGGACAUGCGACUGGUGAUCAACCAGCAGGUGCAGCAGAGGGAGGAGGAGCGCCAGAAGGAACAGGAGCGGGAGAGAGAGAACACUCAGGGACUACAGAGAAGCAAAUCUCUGCGAGUGAAGGGCGAAGGAGCCAAAGGAUUCUUUUCCUUUUUUAGGGAAAAGUGACUGCAGCAACAUUUGUCAGCCUCAACAAACAAUGUUUACAGACAAAGACCUCGUAUUUGAAUAUAUCUGUAUUUAUGACUGUACAGUGUAGAAAUGUUUUUUGAUGUCUUUUUUUAUAUAUUAAAUAAGUUA